Molecule: messenger RNA, 1326 nt
Organism: Setaria italica (foxtail millet)
Lineage: Eukaryota; Viridiplantae; Streptophyta; Magnoliopsida; Poales; Poaceae
Product: probable protein S-acyltransferase 15
Exons: 7
Coding region: 114-944 (276 amino acids)
Molecular function (GO): palmitoyltransferase activity
Source: RefSeq, a predicted model, not a curated record
AAGAGAAAAAAAACACCACAGCCCAGGUGGCCUCGCGACGAAAGCGAGAGACCGAUCGGAAGGGGCCCGAGAAAGCGAGCGGCGAGCGCACCGGCACCGGCACCGGAGAAGAGAUGGCGCGGAGGAGGGGCGGCCCCGCGGCGGCGGCUGCGACGGCGGUCGCCUCGCCGGCCGUUGUCGGGACGGUCGCCGUCAUGGCGCUCGUCUACUACUCCACGCUCUUCGUCUUCCUGGACCACUGGCUCGGCCUCGGCACGCCGGCCGGCGCCGCCCACGCGGCCGCCGUCUCGCUCGCCGUCGCCGCGUGCUUCUUCGCCUUCGUGUGCGCGGCGGCUGCCGACCCGGGCUCCGUUCCCGCCUCCUUCGCUCCCGACGCCGAAGCCGCGCAGGGACAGGGGUUGAAAUCAAGGUAUUGUGAUAAGUGUUGCAUGUUCAAGCCUGAUCGGUCCCACCAUUGCAAGGUCUGCAAAAGGUGUGUUCUGAAAAUGGAUCAUCAUUGUGUCUGGAUCAACAACUGUGUAGGAUAUGGAAACUACAAAGCCUUCAUCAUCUGUGUCCUAAAUGCAACUAUCGGGUCUUUAUAUUCAUUUGUCAUAUUUCUGUGUGAUCUCUUUCUGAAAGAGCAUGAGUUUCAUAUUCUUUAUGUGAAGAUAGUCUAUAUCUUGGCUGGAGUCCUGUUAUUCUUCUUAAGCUUGACAAUAGGCUCUCUAUUAUGCUGGCACAUCUACCUCUUGUGUCAUAACAUGACAACCAUAGAGUACCGGGAGGCGGUAAGAGCAAAGUGGCUUGCAAAGAAGAGUGGGCAGAAAUUUCGCCACCGAUUCGAUCUUGGCAUGCGGAAGAACAUUCAAAUGAUCCUGGGUCCAAACAUUCUUUGCUGGCUUUGCCCUACUGCAACUGGGCAUUUGAAGGAUGGUACCGAGUUCCAAAUCACAAACAACUGAUGGGAUGCCACUCGCCUCAUACUGCCAUGUAGAUUUGCAAGUUAGUUUAUUUUGCUACCAAAUGGUUCGUAGUUAUGUUCCAUUGGCUUUGUUGCCAGCCAGGGAAAAUGUAGAAAUCUUCAGAUCUCCCCUCAAUCUUGUGACAGCAUGUAAAGUUUCCUCCCCCAUCCUAAUCUAAAUGUAUCUGUUUAAUUUUAUUGUGUAAUGUGUAGAGAUAUUUGAGUUUGCUCAAAUGUACUGAAACACUGUAACAUUAUAUUGUGAAGUUAUUUAGAGAGUGUUGCAAUUUUUUCCCAAAUUUGUAUGGCAUACGAACAUAGUGAGUUGUUUUGAGCUUGAACAAUAGUGUACUGAAACAUUGGAUUGUGAAGUUAAUUGAAUA